Molecule: messenger RNA, 954 nt
Organism: Trichoplax adhaerens
Lineage: Eukaryota; Metazoa; Placozoa; Uniplacotomia; Trichoplacea; Trichoplacidae
Exons: 9
Coding region: 1-954 (317 amino acids)
Biological process (GO): regulation of alternative mRNA splicing, via spliceosome; nervous system development
Cellular component (GO): cytoplasm; nucleus
Molecular function (GO): mRNA binding
Source: RefSeq, a predicted model, not a curated record
AUGUCGUCAGUUCCAACAGCUGAGAGCAGAAUUUCAGUUAUCCCUGGGCUCGAUGGAGACUUACCCAGUGAACGAGCAUCCCUUCCCGAUUCGUUAACGACUAAAAAGAUUGUAUCUGUCAUCAAUUCCUCUUCUAAUCUUGAAGAAGGGAGCGAUAACGUAGAUCAAAUCAAUCAAGAAGAAUCAUCUCAAAUGGGGGCACAAUCGGACAAUGCGAAAUCACCAACAGAGACAAACUGGAAUCACAGCCAUCAAGAACCUCACAAUGAUCAGGCUGGAUACACGUAUCAAGAGCAGCAAUGGGAUAAGCCCCAUGAUUCUUAUCAAUCACAAGCACCCAAACAAGGAAAAUGGCCAGCAAAGGAUGAUGAUGCCUCGAAUCACAGAAGGUUACAUGUUAGCAAUAUUCCAUUUCGAUAUCGUGAUGGAGAUUUACGAAAUAUGUUUGAGCGAUUUGGUAACAUUGAAGACGUAGAAAUUAUUUUUAAUGAAAGAGGAUCGAAAGGAUUUGGUUUUGUAACAUUUAUCAACCCGGAAGAUGCUAAAGGUGCUAAAGAGGAUAUACACGGUAAAUCCGUGGACGGCAGAAUAUUGGAGGUAAAUUAUGCGACUCCUAAAGCUUUCAAUGCACCGCGUGGACGUGGAGGCAGAGGUGGUGGUAGACGUUGGACAGGAGGACGCGGUGGCUACGAUUCCUACAGAGAGCAGCAUGGUCGUGCGCCACCCUCAUACAAUUCAAAUAUGAUGCCACCUUAUGAACAACCAUACCCAUCUCAUAUGUACGAAUAUAAUCCCCAUUAUCAGUCUUACGGAUAUGGUCGGGAUGUUAAUGAUUACGGAGAUUUUAGAGGACAUAGGCCCGGGGCCUCUGAUCAACAUUAUUAUGAAAAUUAUGGAGAUCAUUAUAAUCCAUCAUCAUACCAUCAUUUGCUUGGAGACUUACAAUCAGCUUAA